Gambusia affinis (western mosquitofish) is the source of this 3869-nucleotide messenger RNA. It is a transcript of the gene b3gnt2l, whose product is annotated as UDP-GlcNAc:betaGal beta-1,3-N-acetylglucosaminyltransferase 2, like. Lineage: Eukaryota; Metazoa; Chordata; Actinopteri; Cyprinodontiformes; Poeciliidae. Gene Ontology annotation, cellular component: membrane. The record is from RefSeq and is a predicted model, not a curated record. Bases 2522 to 3721 code for a protein of 399 amino acids. Gene Ontology annotation, molecular function: protein N-acetylglucosaminyltransferase activity. The transcript is spliced from 3 exons.
UGCAGCCUCUCUGGGCGUGGUUUACUCCCCGUGUGUGUCCGUCGCUGCCUCAUCCGGCUUCAUUUCAUUAUGCACAACUCUGUGAUGUGGAUGAACUGGAAAAACAUUUCCUACCCAGGAAGAGGGGAGAAUAUUUAAAUCUGCUGCCGUUUUCUUCAUUCCCCCUGUGAGUAGUUUUACUUCCUGCUUUUUGUGCUGAUAUUUAAAAGUUCUGCAUCUGAUCUGAUUUUACAGACGAAAUAUCUUUCUAGAAUAAACUAACUGCAAAAACAUAAAACCUUACCAAGUAGUUUUUGUUUGGAUUGUAGUGCGACUGUAUUGGUACACUUGAAAUAAGACAAUACUAACUUAAAAGUAACUUUCCAGCAAAAUAUAGGUGAAAAUAUGCCUAUUCCAUUAUUUCAUGUAUCACUUUUUCAUCAAUAUUAAAAAAUUAUUUACUUAUAACAAGCUUCUAUCUCUUACUGAAAAGCUACAUGUGAAUUAGUUUUGUCUUAUUUCAAGUGUAAUAAAAAUAUUUUUACAUUUUCCUGCCAUAAUAAGCCGCCUCUCUGUCUCUCAGCAGGCAGGUGCUUUGGGGUUUCCUCCUGCUGCUCCUUAGUUUUCAGCAGGUUUAUCCUCUAAUUGAACACCUGAGAGCAGGUUGUGCGUCAACCCACAGAGCUCAUUUAUCACCACAAACAACCAGCAACUAAAGCAGAUUCAACUCAUUACACUGAAAAAAGAUGCUUACGGUUAAGACUCAGAAAAAUCUACAUUUUUAAGCUUUUAGUUACUGUUACUGUGAGGUAAAUUAUUCUUGAGAUCUUUGGUUUAUUUUAACUGCACAAAACAACUAGUACUUUUUUAGAUUAAUUGCAUGCCAGCUCUGUAAGAAAAACAAAGUCCAAAGUCAUUUUUGCCAAAAGUGAAACAAAAUGUGUUUAAGUGAUUCAGGUUAAGCUGACCAGGCCAAAUUUUACUGGACGAUGAAUUAUCCCAGAAGUUAUUGCAAUAAAUUAUAAUAUUGACACCAUUUUCCAGUAAUAUAAUGGUAAUGGUGUAACAAUGCAAGAACAGAUUCUCAAAGAUCAAUAAGUUUUCAAUUCUAAUGGACAUUUGAUACUGGAACUAUAAUACAAUUUAAAUAUCCCAAAUAAAUAAACACAACAAAUAAAUUCAAUUAAGUCUCAGUAAAUAAAAUCUUCCUUCAAAAAAAAAGGUUAGUUGAGACCAAAAUACCAGACUGAAGAUUUUUUUGUCAUUCAGUUUUUGGUAAAAAAGUGAAAAAAUAAAAGAAAAGAGAAAAGAAGAGUUGAAUUUUCCACACAGUUCUGGCACAAAACAGCGUUUUCAAUAACUGGCAUUCUGAAGAAGCAUCGUUACAACAGCAGGUUACAAUCAGAAUGAAGAUCUACUGUUUAGUGCUAGUUUUGUGUUUGAGUCUAAAAUUAUAAAAAACACAGAAAUGUUUCAAGCCUUUAUUUGUCAUUUUGACUACAAAUGUCCACAAAGCUUUGGCAAUCUUCUGCUAAUGUUAAAAAAAUAAAUAAAUUCUAUCUUGGCGUUUCCAUUAAAUGAGAAACAGUUAAUAUCAAACUUGAACAAGUUUGUUUACGCUAUAAUUCAUUUUUAAAAAGUGCUGCGUCAUCAUCCUCCAACCACUUCCUGUCAUCUUCUCCUUGGUGGUAUUCGGUCAAUGAAAACGCACCAUUUAUAAAGAAGGGAAGGGACAAAAGGUCACUGCUGAAGAAGAUAAUUGUUCAGUUUGGUCUCAUCUCAAUGACAUUUCAGUUAAAAUAUUAUUUUUUAUUGAUCUUAUGUAAUAUUUAUUUUUAGAUGGUUCUCAUUGUUGUAUGUUAUCAGUAAUUCACACCAUGUCAUGAAAUAAAAGUAACGAAAACAAAACGUUUUUGUUGUUAAAAAUCCAUAUUUUAUAUGAAUCUGAUAAGAAUCUGUUGGUUUCAUGGACAUGACUCCAUGCAGGUAGGCGUCACUAGCUGUAGCGGCUGGUCAGUGCAGUCCAGUCCGUUGAUAUAUAUUGAUGUUUUGCACCACAGGACUCCACCAACAGCUCUGUCUCCUCUGAAAUAACCAACCCUGACUUUAAAAAACUAAUUACCACAACUCAAGUCCAAGUUUUUUUUUCUCAGCACAUUUCUACACAACUGGUUCAGCCAGAGUGUAAAAAGUUGCCCAACCCUUACCACAGCUGACGUCAGGUUGACUUUAACCCCCGUUGGAAAACGCACAGAGAGAAAGAGAAACAAUGAUUCAAAUCAAGCUGUUUCCAGUCUUCGCCUGCAGGUGUGUCUUCAGGGUGACGUCUUCACCUCAUGACUCUGAACUCUGAACUCUGAAUGCGGUGAGACGGGCAGAGGCGACCCGACGGAUUAGCGUCCACAGGGCAGAUAUCUUUUCCAGCCUCCUCUCCACGGAAUUUUUGGAGCGUAACCUCUGAAGAGAUCCGUCAUCUCUGCUGAAAGAUGAUCCAUCUCUAGAAAAACUCCUCACACCGCUUUGUGUGCCCCGUUCUGACCUUAUGAGGUUUAAUCAAAGACUCUUAGCCAUGGUCCUCUCUAUUUCACUUCUGAUCCUCUUCUACUUGACCGUACAUCCAGAGAAGAUCAAUGCCAUCGGAGUAGUAAACAUCUCAACGCAGCAGAACUUCACAUCAUCUUCUUUGAAGCCUCACAUGCCAGUGUCUUUUGAAGACUUGAGGAAGAUCAUCCCUCAAGACGUUGCAUACUGGAACCGCCUGUUCUACUCGAUAGUGACGAACACUGAGAAAAACGACAACCCUUCGAGGAGAGAGUACCCCUGGUCAGCCUGCAGGGAGGAGAACCAUGAGGUUCUGAGAAUAAACGUUCAUGACUUUGAUUCCUAUCCUCCACUGUUCCAGACUUACGUGAAAGGCAUGAACUGCAGAUCUCCGCCGAUCCUAAUCAACCAGCUCAAGAAGUGCAACAACCACACCUUCCUGCUUUUUGCUAUCAAGUCAUCCCCCGCAAACUUCGAGAGGAGACAGGCGGUGCGUGAGACUUGGGGUCGAGAUGGGGUGUACCUGAAUGGACGGAGGGUGCGCACGGUGUUCUUCCUCGGCAACUACCAGCCCGAUGACCCAAACCUUGGAGCACUGCUGUCAUUCGAAGCCAAACACUUUGGAGACAUCCUGCAGUGGGACUUCCACGACUCCCUCCUGAACCUGACCCUCAAAAUGGACAUGUUUCUCCAGUGGACAGUGAAAUACUGUCCACUGGUGUCCUUUGUCUUCAGUGGGGACGAUGAUGUUUUUGUCAACACUGAUGGACUGAUCCAAUACCUUGAGUCUUUAGACUCCUCUCAAGGAUCUCACCUGUAUGUUGGACAAGUCUUGGGAUUAGCAAGUCCAAUCAGGGACCCAAGAAGCAAAUAUUACAUUCCUCCGACCUUCUACAGCGGGUCCUACCCUGAGUACACAGGUGGAGGAGGGUUUGUCAUCUCCGGAGAGUUGAUGCAGUCUCUUUCUUUUGUUUCAAAACUAUUUCCUCUGUUCCCCAUAGACGAUGUUUACAUGGGUUUGUGCAUGAAGGCACUAGGAAUCACCCCCAAGAAGCAUGAUGGAUUUCAGACCUUUGACGUCAAGAAACAAGACCGCGGAAAUGUUUGUGUCCACAAGCAGCAUCUCCUCAUACACCAGCGAUCCCCAAGGGAGACUGAAGUAAUGUGGAAGAACAUCCACAACCCCCUGGUGACUUGUUGAACUGAUGGGUCACCUGCGCUAGUUUCUUUUCUUCUUUUCUUUUCUUUUCUUUGGGGGAAUGAGGAUGAUUGUCAAGAAGAAGUGCCGCCUUGCACGGUUCUAUUCCAAGUUCUGACUGGAUUUUUCUUCUUCUUUUCAGUGGUUGGCA